This is a messenger RNA of Aspergillus sclerotioniger CBS 115572, 1419 nucleotides long. It is a transcript of the gene erg9, whose product is annotated as bifunctional farnesyl-diphosphate farnesyltransferase/squalene synthase. Lineage: Eukaryota; Fungi; Ascomycota; Eurotiomycetes; Eurotiales; Aspergillaceae. The coding region runs from base 1 to 1419 and encodes 472 amino acids. The record is from RefSeq and is a predicted model, not a curated record. The transcript is spliced from 4 exons. Gene Ontology annotation, cellular component: endoplasmic reticulum membrane. Gene Ontology annotation, molecular function: squalene synthase [NAD(P)H] activity. Gene Ontology annotation, biological process: farnesyl diphosphate metabolic process; ergosterol biosynthetic process.
AUGGGUCUCGCAUCGAAUAUCGUCUACUUCACCUUUCAUCCCUCGCAAUUGAGGUCGAUUCUGCAAUGGAAGAUCUGGCACUCCCCUGUUCAUGAACGCAAUGAGAAGCAAGAGACUGAGACUCAGAAGGCCUGCUUCAAAUUCCUCGACCUGACCAGUCGGAGCUUCAGCGCGGUCAUCAAGGAACUGCAUCCCGAGCUGCUGCUGCCCGUCUGCGUCUUCUACCUCGCCCUUCGUGGUCUGGACACCAUCGAGGAUGACACGUCAAUCCCCUUGGAAACAAAGGAGCCCCUGCUUCGUGGGUUUAAGGACUUCCUAGAGCAGGACGGCUGGACGUUUACUGGCAACCGCCCCGAGGAGAAGGACCGUGAGCUGCUGGUUCAGUUUCACAACGUCAUCACGGAGUUCAAGAACAUGAAGCCGGCCUACCAGAUUAUCAUCAAGGACAUCACCGAUCGGAUGGGUAACGGCAUGGCCGACUACUGUCGCAAGGCAGCCUUCGAGGAUGCCAGCGUGGUCACCAAGGAGGAAUAUGAUCUCUAUUGCUACUACGUCGCGGGCUUGGUCGGUGAAGGACUGACGCGCCUCUUCGUCGAGGCCGAGUUUGGUAACCCCGCCCUGCUGGAGCGUAAGCGCCUGCACAAGUCCAUGGGACUGUUUUUGCAGAAGACAAACAUCAUCAGAGACAUCCGAGAGGACGAAGAUGAUGGACGUCGGUUCUGGCCCAAAGAGAUUUGGUCCAAGCACGUCAACGAGUUUGAAGAUUUGUUCAAGCCUGAGCACCGUGAAGCUGCACUAAACUGCAGCUCCGAGAUGGUAUUGAACGCUUUGGAGCAUGUCGAGGACUGCCUGUUCUACCUGGCUGGACUACGUGAGCAGAGUGUGUUCAACUUCUGCGCCAUUCCGCAGUCCAUGGCUAUUGCCACGUUGGAGCUCUGCUUCCGCAACCCAGCGAUCUUCGAGCGUAACAUCAAGAUCACCAAGGGUGAUGCCUGCCACUUGAUGAUGGAGUCGACGCAGAACCUGCGCAUUCUCAGUUCGACCUUCCGCACGUAUGCCCGGAAGAUUCACAAGAAGAACACGCCCAAGGAUCCUAACUUUCUCAAGAUUAGCCUGGUUUGUGGAAGGAUUGAAAAAUGGAUCGAGACCAUCUUCCCCACCCAGAAUGCCGAAGCUGCCCAGCGUCGUGUCACUGGCGAGAAGACGGAGCUGGAGAAGAAGCAGGCUGAGGAGCAUGCUGAGACGCGUAAGGAUAUGUACUUUAUGAUGGGUCUCAUGGUGGUGAUUGUGUUCAUCGUCUCGAUUGUGAUGAUUUUCACGGCCUGGCUACUGGGUGCGCGGUUCGAUUUGGCGUGGCAGGAGUUGCGCUCAGGCAACUUCCGGCCGCCGCCGCACUUGCGCGAGAAGCGAGAGCUAUAG